AUGGAAUCAAAACGUGAACCUGAUAAUCCUAGAAAGAUACAAGAGAUUGUUGCAAAUUUUGAUGUUGGUGAACUAUUAGGUUCAGGAUCUUUUGGUGCUGUUUGGAAAAUUAGAAACAAAAAAACACAUGAUUAUUUUGCAUUAAAAUUAUCAGCAGAAACAGCCUAUCCAGUGUCAAUGAAAUGUGAAGUUGAAGUUUUAAAAAGAUGUAAUGGAAGUUGUAAUUUACCUAAACCAUAUUAUUUUGGUAAAUGGAAUCAUCAAUAUUAUAUAAUUAUGAAUUACCUACCACAUGAUGAUUUUAUGGAAAUUUUAUAUUCAUUUACUAAUAAAGAAAUUCUAGAUUAUGCUAAAAAUCUUUUUAUUGCUUUAGAAUAUCUUCAUUGUAGAAAUAUUAUUCAUAGAGAUGUCAAACCAGGAAAUUUUUUAUAUAAUAAACGAGAAAAAAAAUAUAUGUUGGUAGAUUUUGGUUUAGCAUCAAUUUAUAAACCUUAUGAAGAGAAUGUUUUAACACCGGUACAAGUUAAUUUAGACAAUAAACGUGAUAGUACAGUUAAAAGAAAACUUAGUAAUACUGAAGCUGAAUUAGAGGGAUACUGUGAAAAUGUUAAAAGAAGAAAUGUUAAUAAUAUUGAUGAGAUUGAUAAAAAAUUUAGUACUAAAGUAAAAAAUGUUUGUGAUUGUUAUGGAAAACCUUUGUAUUGUUCUAAGUGUAAAAGUUUACCUAAAUUUUCAUAUUGUAGAUCUGGAACUAAUGGUUAUAGAGCUCCAGAAACAAUGUUAUUUUGUAAAGAUCAAACAACUAAAGUUGAUAUUUGGUCGGCUGGUUGUACAAUUUUAGGUGUAGCCUGCCAAUUACCCUCAUUUUUUAGACCAGUUGAUGAGUUACAGGCAUUAUUUCAGUAUGCAUCUAUUGUUGGUACCGAUGAUUUAAAAAGAGCAGCAGAUUAUUGGAAUGUUGACUUAUUAAUGAGUUUGAAUUUUAAAAGAAAAAGUUUUUUUCUUAUUACUAAAGCAAUGAAGGCAAAAUCUAUUAAUUCAAUAAAAAACUUAACUGAAACUGGGUGUUCUCAAUGCAAAAGUUAUCUUAAUGAUAAUCCUGAAGGUAUAUGUGUUUGUUUUAGAGAUGAUUCUACUCUUAUAUAUGAAGAUGAAUAUGAGGAGAUAGUUGUAAAAAUAAUUAAUUGGUGUCUAAUAUCUCACCCGAAAAUACGUUUUUCGGCAAAAGAUUUACUAGGAUGUAUUGAGGAUUAUGAAAAAUUAAUUGAAGAAAAAAAAUGUAAAAAAGAGUAA
Strongyloides ratti is the source of this 1293-nucleotide messenger RNA. RefSeq names its product Cell division cycle 7-related protein kinase. The record is from RefSeq and is a predicted model, not a curated record. NCBI's taxonomy places the organism in Eukaryota, Metazoa, Nematoda, Chromadorea, Rhabditida, Strongyloididae. Gene Ontology annotation, molecular function: protein serine/threonine kinase activity; ATP binding. Bases 1 to 1293 code for a protein of 430 amino acids. The transcript has 2 exons. Gene Ontology annotation, cellular component: nucleus. Gene Ontology annotation, biological process: protein phosphorylation; mitotic DNA damage checkpoint signaling.